This is a messenger RNA of Suncus etruscus (white-toothed pygmy shrew), 2878 nucleotides long. RefSeq names its product neural EGFL like 1 (gene NELL1). Bases 55 to 2487 code for a protein of 810 amino acids. The record is from RefSeq and is a predicted model, not a curated record. NCBI's taxonomy places the organism in Eukaryota, Metazoa, Chordata, Mammalia, Eulipotyphla, Soricidae. The transcript has 20 exons. Gene Ontology annotation, molecular function: calcium ion binding; protein binding.
CUUUGCUUGCCUCCUGGUUCCGCGCGCCGCGGUCGGCGGGGACUCUCGGGAGCGAUGCCGCUGGAUGUGAUUUUAGCCGUGUGGAUCUGCGCGUGCACCGCCCGAGCAGUUAUGGGUAUUGGGACAGACCCAGACCUUCAGCUGGACAUUAUCACAGAACUCGACCUUGUGAAUACCACCCGAGGAGUUACGCAGGUGUCUGGAUUGCACAAUGCCAGCAAAGCAUUUUUAUUUCAAGGAAUGGAGAGAGAAAUCCAUGCAGCUCCACACAUGAGUGAGAAAUUAAUUCAGCUGUUCCGGAAUAAGAGUGAGUUCACCUUUUUAGUGACGGUACAGCAGAAACCAUCAACUUCUGGAGUGAUUUUGUCCAUCCGAGAACUGGAACACAGCUAUUUUGAACUGGAGAGCAGUGGGCUGAGAGAUGAAAUCCGAUACCACUAUCUCCAUAAUGGGAAGCCCAGGACAGAAGUAUUUCCUUAUCGGAUGGCUGAUGGACACUGGCACAAGGUCGCACUGUCCAUUAGUGCCUCUCAUCUCCUUCUCCAUGUGGAUUGCAACAGGAUUUAUGAACGAGUGAUUGAUGUUCCUGACACCAACCUUCCUCCGGGAAGCAAUUUAUGGCUUGGUCAACGCAAUCAAAAGCAUGGUUUAUUCAAAGGGAUCAUCCAAGAUGGAAAGAUCAUUUUCAUGCCUAAUGGAUAUAUAACACAGUGUCCCAACUUGAAUCGCACUUGCCCUACUUGCAGUGAUUUUUUAAGUCUGGUGCAAGGAAUAAUGGAUUUACAAGAGCUUUUGGCCAAGAUGACUGCAAAACUCAAUUAUGCAGAAACAAGGCUUAGUCAGUUGGAAAACUGUCAUUGUGAGAAGACCUGUCAAGUGAGUGGAUUACUGUACCGAGACCAGGACUCCUGGGUUGAUGGAGAUCAUUGUAGAAACUGCUCGUGCAAAAGUGGAGUUGUGGAAUGCCGAAGGAUAUCCUGUCCCCCUCUCAAUUGCUCCCCAGACUCCCUUCCCGUGCACAUUGCUGGCCAGUGCUGCAAGGUCUGCCGACCAAAAUGCAUCUAUGGUGGGAAAGUCCUUGCAGAAGGCCAGCGGAUUUUAACCAAGAGCUGUCGGGAAUGCCGAGAUGGAGUUUUAGUAAAAAUUACAGAAGCCUGCCCUCCCUUGAACUGCUCAGAAAAGGACCACAUCCUCCCAGAGAACCACUGCUGCAGUGUCUGUAGAGGUCAUAACUUCUGUGCAGAGGGACCUAAAUGUGGUGAGAACUCAGAGUGCAAAAACUGGAAUACAAAAGCUACGUGUGAGUGCAAGAAUGGUUACAUCUCUGUCCUGGGAGACUCAGCCUACUGUGAAGAUAUCGAUGAAUGUGCAGCUAAGAUGCAUUACUGUCAUGCCAAUACUGUGUGUGUCAAUUUACCCGGCUUAUAUCGCUGUGACUGUGUCCCAGGAUACAUUCGUGUGGAUGACUUCUCAUGUACAGAGCAUGAUGAAUGUGACAGCGGGCAGCACAACUGUGAUGAGAAUGCCAUUUGUACCAACACUGUCCAGGGACAUAGCUGUACCUGCAAACCUGGCUAUGUGGGGAAUGGAACCAUCUGCAGAGCAUUCUGUGAAGAGGGUUGCAGAUACGGUGGGACAUGUGUGGCUCCGAACAAAUGUGUCUGUCCCUCUGGAUUCACUGGAAACCACUGCGAGAAAGAUAUUGAUGAAUGUUCAGAGGGAAUCAUUGAGUGCCACAACCAUUCCCGCUGCGUUAACCUGCCAGGGUGGUACCACUGUGAGUGCAGAAGCGGUUUCCAUGACGAUGGGAGCUAUUCACUGACCGGGGAAUCCUGUAUUGACAUUGAUGAAUGUGCCUUAAGAACUCAUUCUUGUUGGAAUGAUUCUGCCUGCAUCAAUCUAGCAGGGGGCUUUGAUUGUCUUUGUCCCUCUGGGCCCUCUUGUUCUGGUGACUGUCCCCAUGAAGGAGGACUGAAACAUAAUGGGCAGGUGUGGACUCUGAAGGAAGACAGGUGUUCUGUCUGUUCCUGCAAGGAUGGGAGGAUAUUCUGCCGACGGACAGCUUGUGAUUGCCAGAAUCCAAGUGUUGACCUUUUCUGUUGUCCAGAGUGUGACACAAGAGUCACAAGUCAAUGUUUAGACCAAAAUGGACAGCAGAUAUAUCGAAGUGGAGACAACUGGACUCAUGGCUGCCAGCAGUGUCGGUGUCUGGAAGGAGAGGUCGACUGCUGGCCAAUCACUUGCCCUGCUUUGCACUGUGAGUAUACAGCCAUCUCAGAAGGGGAGUGCUGCGCUCGCUGUGUCAGUGACCCCUGCCUGGCUGAUAGUAUCACCUAUGACAUCAGAAAAACUUGCCUGGACAGCUCUGGUGUUUUGAGACUGAGUGGUUCUGUGUGGACAAUGGCUGGAUCUCCCUGCACAACUUGCAGAUGCAAGAAUGGAAGUGUCUGCUGUUCUGUGGAUUUGGAGUGUCUUCAUAAUAAUUGAGCUGUCUAAGAUGGACUUAUCAUUAUGGGAGAAGUUACCAUCAAACAUGAUAAAGAACAGGAAUUUGUUUCCUUUGCCACGACUGAUGACCAAAGUCACCAUCUGAGGAAGGUGUUUGGGGAUUGCCCUUUGGACCUAUCACUUUGCUCACUCUUGCUAACCUAGUCUAGGUAACCUACAGUACCGUGCUUUUAAGUCUAUGGUUGUUAAGAGAAGUUUCCCAUGUUGUAAAUUAUAUGUGUCCUGUAUUAGAUCAUUCACACACAUGUAAAUGCUCUCAUGGUAAAUGAUGUAAAUUUUUUGUUGGUUUUGUGUACUUAGAGAUUCAGCAUCUUUUAUUUUUUGGCUCAAACUUGACAAAUAAAGUUGCCUGUUGUGAUUUUGUCCCAUC